AUGACUGUAAGCAGUGGUAAGAUCCCUGAUUCUUAUGGUUUAAACGAAUGCAUGCAUCAAGAAGCGUUGAAGGAAGUGGAAGAUUAUGUGAAGAAGAUAAAGGGUUCAUGGGCGGUCACAGGUUCCAGCAUCUUGUUGGAUGCUUGGGUUGACAAGAAAGGCCGUGAUCUGGUUACUUUUGUUGCUGAUUCUCCAGCAGGUCCUGUGUAUCUCAAGUCCUUUGAUGUUUCUGAUAUAAAAACCAAUGUCAGUGCCUUGACAUCGCUAGUAAAUGGGCUUGUUGAUGAAGUUGGAGUGCAUAACGUGAUUCAGAUUGUUGCAUGUUCAACCUCUGGCUGGGUUGGUGAAUUAGGGAAAUCUUUUGAGGGUAACAACAAGGAAGUUUUCUGGUCUGUGAGUGUAUCUCACUGCUUCGAGCUUAUUCUGCGGAAGCUUGCGAGAAAAGAUUCUCUAAAAGACAUAGUUGACGAUGUCAAUAAGAUUACAGGGUUCAUCAACAACAAUCCCUUGAUUUUGGAUCUUGUCAAGAAGCACAGUAGUGGAAAAGAUGUGAUUGUCCCCUCCGAGUUGGAGUUUGUUAUUCCGUAUCUAAGUCUAGAGCGUAUUUUCGAGGCGAAGAAGGCAGGCAUGUUUGCUUCAUCUGAUUGGAAGAAAUAUGAAGACAUAACAAUAUCCAAACUGCAAGUUGGAACUAUCUAUGACACUAUGGACUGCAUAAAGGAGAGUAUUGCCAAGGAAUUCAAUGACAAGAAACGAUGUUACAUGCCGGUAUGGGAUGUGAUAGAUGAUGUCUGGAACAGGCACCUUCACAGUCCUCUUCAUGCUGCGGGUUACUUUCUGAACCCGACUACCUUCUACGCAACUGAUUUCUCUCUUGAUUCAGAAGUUGCCACCGGUCUUAUCUCCUCUCUGGUUCAUGUGGUAAAAGAACGUCAAGUUCAAGCUAAAGUUGCUACACAGCUCGAUAUGUACAAACUCAAUGAAGAUUGCUUUAAAGAGACCAGUCAAGCUGAUCAGAGCCCUGGAAUCUCUCCAGCUGAGUGGUGGGCUCAAAAGGCAAGCAAGCACCGAGAACUGCAGGGUUUCGCCAUUAAGAUUCUGAGCCAGACAUGCGAAGGUGCUUCAAGGUACAAGCUGGAGAGAAGCUUUGCAGAGAAGAUGCUGCUCACUGAAGGAAUGAGUCAUUCUGAACUCAAGCAUCGGGAAGAGUUGGUGUUUGUUCAUUACAAUCUUCAUCUUCAAAGCUGCAAAGCCAAAACUAAGUGA
Messenger RNA from Eutrema salsugineum, 1266 nucleotides. RefSeq lists its product as uncharacterized. The transcript has 3 exons. The coding region runs from base 1 to 1266 and encodes 421 amino acids. Gene Ontology annotation, molecular function: protein dimerization activity. The record is from RefSeq and is a predicted model, not a curated record. NCBI's taxonomy places the organism in Eukaryota, Viridiplantae, Streptophyta, Magnoliopsida, Brassicales, Brassicaceae.